UACGGCAAGUCAGAGGCAGAAAGAUGGCGGCCGCUCCGGAAGACUGUGGUGUUGGGGCCGAAGCGGACCGGGAAUUGGAGGAGCUUCUGGAAAGUGCUCUUGAUGAUUUCGAUAAAGCCAAACCCUCCCCAGCACCCCCUCCUACCACCACGGCCCCCGAUGCUUCAGGGCCCCAGAAGAGAUCGCCAGGAGACACUGCCAAAGAUGCCCUCUUCGCCUCCCAAGAGAAGUUUUUCCAGGAACUAUUCGACAGCGAGCUGGCUUCCCAAGCCACUGCAGAGUUCGAGAAGGCAAUGAAGGAGUUGGCUGAGGAAGAGCCCCACCUGGUGGAGCAGUUCCAAAAGCUCUCAGAGGCUGCUGGAAGAGUAGGCAGUGAUGCAACUUCCCAACAAGAAUUUACUUCUUGUCUAAAGGAGACAUUAAGUGGCCUAGCCAAAAAUGCCACUGAUCUUCAGAACUCGGGCAUGUCGGAAGAGGAGCUGACCAAGGCCAUGGAGGGUCUGGGCAUGGAUGAAGGGGAUGGGGAAGGGAACAUCCUCCCCAUCAUGCAGAGUAUUAUGCAAAACCUACUAUCCAAGGAUGUGUUGUACCCGUCACUGAAGGAGAUCACAGAAAAGUAUCCAGAGUGGUUGCAGAGUCACCGGGCAUCUCUGCCUCCUGAGCAGUUUGAAAAAUAUCAGGAACAGCACAGUGUCAUGGGAAAAAUAUGUGAACAAUUUGAGGCAGAGACACCUACAGACAGUGAGGCCACUCAAAAGGCCCGUUUUGAGACGGUGCUAGAUCUUAUGCAGCAGCUACAGGAUUUGGGUCAUCCUCCAAAAGAACUGGCUGGGGAGAUGCCUCCUGGCCUCAACUUUGACUUGGAUGCCCUCAAUCUCUCAGGCCCACCAGGUGCCAGUGGUGAACAGUGUCUGAUCAUGUGAGACAAACAUGUUUUCCUCCCUGAGUCCCAGCCAUGGGAAACAUCUGGAGUCAACAGAACCAUUGGGAACCGAGAGAGACAGGAGUGUCAUCUGCAGGAGCGGUUUGCCCACAGCCCUCCAUAGUCCCAUUCAAGAUUGUGCCAUACUGGCUGAGGCUUUUCCUCUGACUUUCUAGGAGUAGGAUCUGUUUCACAGGCCAUUUCUGUGAGCCCUGCUCGUGGUUUCUGCUGCUAGUAAAGACCCAUCUACAAGCCAGGUGAAGGAAGGCACUCCUUUGGGGGAAGCACCUUCUUCCCUCUCCCAAAAUAACGUUAUACAUGUCCACAUUGAUGUUCACUUUUACUCCCAGGGUCUUUGUGCCUUGUCUCCACUCCCUCUCUUGGAUCUGGGCAGAGUCCUGGAACUCUAUUUCUACACUUCUCUUGGACAGGGACUUUGGGAAUGGGGAGAAAGAAACUUAGCCUCAGCCAGAACUGUAGAUCUGUCCCUUGCUCUCUUGCCUUUAGACAGACCAUUCUGAAUUCCCUGAAGGGAAAGGGCCUUAGUAUCUAUUACAGUAGGGUUGGAAGAGAAACCUUUUCCUCCCUCUAGGUGCUAAGUCCUCAACUUCCUGUUCCAGCCUGACAACUUCAGUUGCUAUCCUGGUUCUUUCUACAAUGCUGUAUGAUCCGAUAAACCCAGCCCCUGACUUAACUUUGCCUCCUGCCUGUCCUCUUAUCUCCUUUUUAAAAUACCCUUCAUUCCAACCCUUCUUAACCCACACUAAGAUAAAGAAGGGCCCUUCCCAUUCCCCCUCAUUUGGUUCAUCCACCACUUUGACUGAUUCCUUCCCUCUCUGGCAAACACAUAGUAGUAAUGUCAGGUGUGUCAAAUGAAUGGCUAUUCUACCCAGACAUAUUCUGGCUUAUUUGAAUCAUCUGAUUCCUUUAGAAUCCUUGGUUCACGAAGGUGCUUAGGAAAGGAGAAGGGGUGCAGCCUAGGUCCUUUUCCUGCAACCUCAUGGGGCAGUGUCUAAUAAAUAUUCUGAGUGAGGAGUGUGGCCUGUUUUUCAUCCAGGUCUUUUUCUGCUUCCUUAGCUUCUAUAAGCUGCAGUGUAGGGAAUGUGAUUAGUUUUACGUAACAUCAUGCUGGCCUUCACCACCGCCCCCAUUCCCCAGCUCAAUCUGCACCUCAGUUGGCAAAGGAGAAUAGUUCUCUUUCCUCAUUUUUCUUUUGGGUAUUUCAAUUUGAAAAGUGUUGCAAUUGGUAUUAUAUUUUUACUUUUCAUUUUCAUACUGUGAUUAAUUUUAGUAAUAUAUUGUUAACAUGUUUUCUCAAUUAUUUAUCUUUGAGCUGACAUUGCCCUUCUCAGUGGAUCUAGGGAUCUUGGCUGCCAUAUGUUUGGUGGAUACCCUGGUCAGCCUAGCUGGCUGUCCUUAUUCACUGGAAAAUAAUUCUUGCCAGAACAAAUUUACAUUCAUCAUCUGAGUCACUUUGAGCUACUGACAUGUCACUUUCCCCUGGUUUAAAAUUUUUCACUAUUUAAAAGUCCCAUACAUUCUCUGGCCUUGGAAAGGAAGGAAAUGUUCUUGAGGCCUUAGGCUAUUUGGAAAAGUCCAGUACCAUACCUAAUCAGAGCUUGGAAGAACCCAGGUCUGAAUGUGAGACUUCUACUUUGUGACACAUAGAAAAAGUACAAGGGGACUUAUGAUGACAGUUAUAUGGCCUGAAUGCCAAAAUUCUCUCCUUAAAGUUCCAGCCCCAAACUGGAAAAGAAUAGAGAACAGGAAGGAUGAAUAAAAGGGCUCUGCUCUUUGAACUGUGUAUAUACUGUCCUGCCAGUUUUCUUUUCUGGUAGCCUGACCAAGGCUUUUAAUCCAUGGAUUUAAAAGAUGCCCUAGUCUACUUUAGCUCUGUUCCCAAGACACUCUUUUUCAUUUUCAUUUAUUUUGAUUGAACAUGAGCAAAUUGACUUCUGAUUACUCUCUGAUUUAAAGUACUAUUUGAAUUAUUCUAGGACUUGUGGAGGGAUAGAGCUGGGUACCCUACGGCAGUCUUUCUUAACCAUGUAUGGUGUAGAACCAGGUUUUUUUGUUUUUACACAUCUAAUUCUUUAUAUAUCAAAACUGACAGGUAUGGACUUCACCCUGCAUUGAACCCACCUUGUAAGAUUUUGUUUUUGUUUUAAUACAGAGGAUUGAAGCCAGAGGUACUUAACAACUGAGCCACUUCCCCAGUCCUUUGCCCAGGGCCUGGCUGAGUUGUUGAGGCUAGCUUUGAAUUUGAGAUCCUCCUGCCUCAGUCUCCUGAGCCAUUGGGAUUAGAGGCAUGCACCACUAUGCAAGUUUGACAACAUCCAAACUGUCGAGACCCUGUUCAACAGGUUGAAUCCAUUGGUCAUGUUCUUGGAUAUCACAACAAUGUAAAAUAUUUAAAAUUUUCUUAACACUCUCAAUUUCUAAUUCCUCAUGCCACAAAUUGGAGGUUGGAGCCUCUUCACAGACUAACACAAGUCUUCAAACCACCUUUGAGAAGCAUUGCUCUGGGCCCUCUUUAGUCUUUUCAUAGAUCCUAGUCAAACAUACAUUUCUAUGCUUGUGGAGUUCGCUCCCAUGUGAGAGUUGCCCUUAGAGAACUUGUUCUACAGCAAGAAUAUGUCACUGGAAGAACAUCUCACAUUUUUCUAGCCUGCCUUUUCUUCUGCUUAAAAAUAACUAUUGCAAAGCUUAGGUUUGAUGAAAUAUUUAUGCUGCUCUCAAAUUUUAUAGAAAAUGCUUCUUUGUUCCAAAAUUCUAUAUCUUAGAUAAUAAAUUUGUGAUUGUA
Ictidomys tridecemlineatus (thirteen-lined ground squirrel) is the source of this 3725-nucleotide messenger RNA. It is a transcript of the gene Pex19, whose product is annotated as peroxisomal biogenesis factor 19. NCBI's taxonomy places the organism in Eukaryota, Metazoa, Chordata, Mammalia, Rodentia, Sciuridae. Gene Ontology annotation, cellular component: peroxisome; peroxisomal membrane. Gene Ontology annotation, biological process: protein import into peroxisome membrane. The record is from RefSeq and is a predicted model, not a curated record.